This is a messenger RNA of Procambarus clarkii (red swamp crayfish), 1833 nucleotides long. RefSeq names its product chromatin remodeling complex subunit BCL7B-like protein (gene BCL7-like). Lineage: Eukaryota; Metazoa; Arthropoda; Malacostraca; Decapoda; Cambaridae. The record is from RefSeq and is a predicted model, not a curated record.
AGAUUUUGAACAGGAGUUGUUUACAUGGGACAAGCAAGAGGCAGCUGUCAGCGGCGGACGGCAGGACUCGUCAAGCUCUAAGAGGCCGAUAUUACAGGCUACAGCUGCACACAGCCGGACCUACUGGACAGCUGCGACCUCAACCGCGGGCAGGGCAAGAAUUAGAGAUGAUGUCGAGGUCGCUGAGGGCGGAGACGCGGUCUAGGGGCAAGGAGGAGACGAAGCGCUCCAUGCAAGCCUUGGAUAAAGUCCGCAGAUGGGAGAAGAAGUGGAUAACCAUUCAUGAUACUACAAUGAAGAUCUACAAGUGGGUUCCUAUUGUCACAGAUGAACGAAAGAAGAAGAGUGGAAGCAGCGCAAACAAAGAAAAUCGUAUGUGCAGCCGAGACAGCAGCAUGUCAGCAUUUCAGAUGGGAGGGGAUGAUUCCAAUACAGCCAUGUCGAUGAUGAGCGACUCGCAGGAUGCCACCGACUUCUCGUCCACCCAAUUCAACAUCUCGGAAGACUCCAAUUCUGAACCACCAUUUAAAAAGAAGUUGUUGGAAGGUUGAGGGAAAGUUCCUUCAUUAGUCACUGAAAAAGAAACAACAAAAAGUGUAUCACUAGACAGUGUUGGAACUAGAAAAGGGAAACUCUGUAUUGCAAGGCACUAAAAUUCCAGCUGAAUACUGUAUGUGGAACUGUAGCAGUAGUGGCUAUUUUCCCUGUUUGUUUUUUUAAGUUACAUGUAACAGUAUUUAGCUAUGUUUAGAUCUUUUCUAAUGACAAUAAAAACCACUCACCUAAUUUUUAAACUAUGGGAAUGGUCAUGCUUGGUGUCCACUGAAUGCACAAACAAAUUAUUUAAAUUAUUGUUCUUAUGAAAUCAUAUAUCUGUGUGGAAAUGGAAAUAUACAAAAAUAGUGCAACUCCCUAUUGUCCUAGUGAUGUCUACAUGGUGGAUCAUCACGUGAUCUUCUAUUCAAUGCAUACAACAAUUUUAUUCAUAUGAAAUAAGAGAGAUUUAAAAUGAAGAACACAAAAUGACAGUACAUUACUGUAUCUACCCGUGUCUAGGCCUAAUGAAGGGUGUGAUUUCACUCUUGAGAUUUUAUUUUGGCACUAUAGUACUGUAGUUUUCAUGAUAUGAGAGGCUAGAGUGGGAAGCACAUGUACCUCUCAUCACUGUGGUAGAGGUAUGUAAAGUGGGAAGCACAUGUACCUCUCAUCACUGUGGUAGAGGUAUGUAAAGUGGGAAGCACAUGUACCUCUCAUCACUGUGGUAGAGGUAUGUAAAGUGGGAAGCACAUGUACCUCUCAUCACUGUGGUAGAGGUAUUUAAAGUGGGAAGCACAUGUACCUCUCAUCACUGUGGUAGAGGUAUGUAAAGUGGGAAGCGGUGGUCUUCAGUGACUGCUGGACAACACCAUGACACUAGUGAGUACCUCGGUAUUCAACUGGCACUGCACAAAUUAAAAUGUGUGUGUGUGUUGCAACCCGUGACUUGCACAGGAAUUGUUCACAUGAGACGAGCCAUUAUUGAAGGGUUUUAGGCCGAGGUAUUCCACUUUAGGGUGAAAGAGUAACUUAUUAGUUUCUGUGAUUACUAAUGUUCUGGUCCAGUAUUUUGAAAUCUCUGUAGCACAUGCUUUUAAAGUCUAAAAAUCUGCCUUGUAUCCAUUAUGAUUUGUUGUGCUCUUGUUAGUACUAUAUAGGUUCACUUUGUGCUUGCCAUGGGUUACAUUUGUUUAAUCCUCGACCAUUUCAGAAUGGCUAAUAUCUUUCACUUGCCGUGAAGUAGUAUAUUCUGUCACAAAAAAAAUGUUGUAACCAUAAAUAAAAAUAAAAUAAAAA